UAAGUGUUUAAUUGUAAAUUAGUGUUAACGUCGCUUCUACCAAUUGUGUAUUUUUCUACGAAUAAGUUUAAAAACGUUUAAAAAUGUCGUUUUCAAAAGCAAGAAUCCAAAGAUUUAACGAGUGUGAAAAUAAAGUGCCACCGCCGGGAGCGUACGAUCCAAAGUUCGAAGUUAAAGUGAAAGGUAUUGUCAUCGAGAAAUCGGAUAGAUUCCACGAUAACAAAAGUGUAGCUAGCGCAGAAUAUAAUGUAUCAGUUUCUACCAAAAGUACGUGUAACGUAGCCGCGAGUUUCAGAACGCCCCAACUUCCCCGGAAAAAGGUAUCGCCGAGGACCUGUUCGAAAGCGAAGCCACGUGCUCUUGUUCCGGUAAACGUAAAGAAAUUGAAGUACAAAUCCGAGCACGAGCUCGCCGAUCUCCAAGCGGAAUGUAAAAACAAAGACAAGACUAUACAGGAGCACGAGAAGCUCAUCGAGGACAUGAAAGUGGAAGCACGAAAGUUGGAACUACAGCUGGAAGACUUACUUCGGAAACAAACAGAGACCGAGGAACAGCACAAAAAAGAUAUAGAAACAAUGGCGAAACUGCAACAGGACGUGUUAAAUGGCCACACGGAGAAACAUCAGCUCGAAAUAGAGAAUUUUCGGCGCAAAUUGUUAGAAAUGUCGGAGGAGAAGGAACGCGACACGGAGGCUAGAAAAGAAAUUGAAGAAGCUCUCAAGAAACGUAUCGCGGAGUUUUCGGGAAGAACGGUCGAUUUAGAAUCUGAAUUAAACAGUAGAAAUCACAGGAGCGAGGAAAAAGUACAGUCUCUUGUCGUGAAAAUGGACGAACUUCUAAUGCACUUUGACGAGUUGUCCGAAAGGCACAGAUGCGAAAUCAGUUCGUUGGAGCAUGAUAAAACCGAGCUGAAUGCUUUUAUCAGUCAUUUGACCGAGGAAAUUGGCGAAUAUGAGGACAGACUGAAAAGAACAGUCGCCGAGAGCGACGAAAAGAUGAGUACUAUGAUCAAAGAAACGAAGGCUGCCGCGGAAGAAGAAAUGAAAUUGACCUUAGAAAGGUACAAAGCAUGUUUAGCGCGAGUAGAAACGGAACGGACAGCUUUGGACGAGAAUCUUGUGCAAAAAGACGAUGAAAUUGCCAGACUUACCGUGAUCCUCGAAGAACUAAAAUCAUCUGCGGAAACUCAGGAGAGUUUCAGUCAAAGUUUGCAAAUGGAGCUAGAUCGCGCUGAAACUGAAUUAGCAGGGAAAAAAGAGGAACUGAGGGCUUUGAAAGAUCAGAUUCGAUCGGAAGCAGCAGAAAUGGUGUCCAGAAGAAAAAGAUUCGAAGUUGUAAUGGCUGAAAAUCAAGCAUCGGUUGCUGCCUUAACUAAACGUUUAGCGCAAAGUAACGCCGAGGUAGAACGACUGCAACGUGAAUUGAAGCGAGGCGAAGACUGUAUAAACGAGCAUCGUGAUCUAUUGAGUAUCAUGCGUAACAAUUCGCAAAUGGUGCAUGUACAGGUACACACUCUAAUGGAACAGUUAGAUGCUAAGAAAGGCUUGGUCAAUCAACUAGAGGCUGAAAGUUUAAGCGAAGUAGAGUCGAUAAGAACUAUUUUCGAAGCUAAAUUCGAAGACUUGAGAAAAAUCGUGACGAACGAAGUAAUGAAAUUGCAAACUGAUUGUGACGAAAAAGACGCGAAAAAUAUCGAGAUGAAAAAUCAACUUGAGGAAAUGGCUGGCCAUCUCAAUGAAGCACAAACCAUGUUAGUAAAAUUGGAAGAGAGGUGUGAUGCUCAAGAGUUGGAGAUAUCUCGAGUGGAAUUGCUUAAUAUUAAACUCAACGAUCAUUUGAAAGCUAAUAAAGCAGCUAUGGAAAAGACUACUAAACUGUUAGAGACUCAAUCGGCAAAACAAAUAAUUGCUUUGAACGAGACAAAUGCUAAAAAAGAACUUCGCGAUAAAAUUAAAGGUCUCGAGGAAAAGAAUAGCAUCAUGCAGGAUAAAACUGAGCUAUUUGAAGAGGAGAAAGCCUCCCGAGAAGCAGCUGAUAUGAAAAUAAAAGUUCUCCUCGAAUAUAACGAGCGUCUCGCAAAAGAUUAUCAAGAGAUUAGUGACAAGUAUGCCGAGUUAAUUGGUCAUCAGAAUCAUAAACAAAGAAUUAAGCACGUGUCUCACUUAAAAGAUAAAAUCAACCAACUGAAACAGGAAUUACAUGUCAAAAUAAAGAUAACAGAACAGCAGCAAAAAAUCAUAGAAAAAUUGAGAACAGAAGAGAAACGUGCGCACAGUAAAGGGAAGGAAAAUAUGUUAGGAAUUCCGAAGAGCGAUCAUGCAACACCCGUUUCUUCUCCGCAUAAACCAUUGACUCCUCUGAGAGAUCGGAAUGAUUAG
Molecule: messenger RNA, 2378 nt
Organism: Colletes gigas
Lineage: Eukaryota; Metazoa; Arthropoda; Insecta; Hymenoptera; Colletidae
Product: hyaluronan mediated motility receptor-like
Exons: 13
Coding region: 84-2378 (764 amino acids)
Molecular function (GO): hyaluronic acid binding
Source: RefSeq, a predicted model, not a curated record